AUGUCGGCUGUGUCUGAUUCGGCUGUGAUUUCGUCUCUGUCUCAUAUCUCUUUUCCGAUUCAAUCGUCUGCAACCUCUUCUGCUUUGUUCUUUGGUCUGACCACUGUUCUUAACGCUCUUCGCUUCUGCUCAAAGCAGAGGUUUAUUCUUGAGGUCCCAUCGAUUUCCAUGGGCUUAAGACCUAAAAGAGAUUUUGUGUGGGGCUUUUGCGGUUUGAAGAAGUGUGAAUCAGAUAUGAAGCCCAAUAGAAAAGUUUUGUUGAGAAAAGUCCGUAUUAUUGUCAAUGACCCUUAUGCGACUGAUGAUUCCUCUGGCGAUGAAUGGAUCGAGUUACCUAAACCUCCAAAGGUAAAGCGUAUUGUUCAUGAGAUUACUGUCCCCUUUCAGCUCUCUGUGAGUUCUCAGGAUCGUUGCGGAACCACUAGAAAGAGAGCUCCUAGGCAAUCUAACAAUCCUGUGGGAGUUAGGCUGAGGCAAUCUAGCAAUCCUGUGGGGGUUAGGCUGAGGCAAUCAGGCAAAUGGGCUGCUGAGAUUAAAAACCCAAUCACUAGAACUAAGAAAUGGUUGGGUACUUUUGAAACUCGUGAAGAAGCUGAGAAGGCGUAUGCUGACAAGAAACUUGAGUAUGAUGCAUUGGCCUCCUCUUCAUGGCCUGUUGUUUCCACAUCGGUUGUAUCAGUGAGUAGUCAGUGCUUGCGUUCUCCUUCUGCAUCUGCUCCUUGUGCCAGUGUCGAUGAUUUGUCGAAAGAAAAGGUCAAAGAUGCAUACGCUGCUUCUGGUGAUUCAACCAAGGAAAUGUUCUUCAAUUUCGACUUUUCGGAUCUGCAAAUCCCUGAUCUGAGCUUCUUAGCAACAGAAGAGGAGUCUAUGGUUUCUAGCGCAAAUGGCGAGGACCUAGACUUUGAUUCUUUCCUUAUGGAUGAGGACUCGGCUCAUCUGCUGGAUGAUUUCUCUUUACUCGAUAAUGAUAUCAACAUUGACGGGUUUGAAAACAGUGUUCCAAGUGAGCUACCUGACUAUGAUUUCACAGAUGGGGAACUCGAGCUUGGUGAUUCGACCAAGUUUGCCUUUGCAGAUCAACUGGCACCGCCUCUCAAUGUCGCUUACCCCUGA
Messenger RNA from Arabis nemorensis, 1113 nucleotides. The record is from the annotation of a GenBank genome assembly. NCBI's taxonomy places the organism in Eukaryota, Viridiplantae, Streptophyta, Magnoliopsida, Brassicales, Brassicaceae.